AUGCCGUGCGUACAAGGCGCCCUCUUCCUCCUGGUGCUGCUGCUGCUGCUCCCUGUGCAGCCUGACAUUGGUUUCCCAGGCUUUCCCAGCUGUACUCCAGCCUGCCCCCUGCCGGAGCGAGGGAGGCCAGGCGAGGAGCCUGGGCGGGCCGCCGCCUCCCUCCCCGGCGGCGCGCCGCCCCCUGCCGCCGCGCCGCCCCUCUCCCCGGCUCCUCCUCCCCCUCUCCCCCCCCCCCCGCCCGCCGCUCCCCCUCCCCCCGGCUCCCGGCUCCCCCCCCCCCCGCCGCCCUCCCCCUCGUCCUCCCCUCGCCCGGUCCCCCCCCGCCCCCCGGCUCCCGGCCCCCUCUCGCCCCCUCAGCCGGCUCCCCCGGUCCCCGCCGCCGCCGCUCCCCUUCCCCCCGCCCGCGCCCGCCCCCCAGCCGCAGCUGCCCUCGGGCCCCAGCCGCCGGGCCCCGGCCCCCCGCCGCCCCCCUCCCCGCCCCAGCCUCCCCGGUCCCCAGCCGCUCCCCCGCCUCCCCCCCCGGCACCCCCACCCCCCCCCCAGCCCCCCCCCGGCCCCCCCCCGCGCCCGCCCCCCCCUCCCCCCAGCCGAGCCGGGACCCGGGCCCGCCCCCCGCCGCCCCCCCGCCCCCCUCGCCCUCCCUCCCCCCCCCCCAGCCCCCCCGUCCCCCGGCCGCCCGUCCCCCCACUCCCCCCCCCCCCCCCGCCCCCUCCCCCCGUCCCCGCGUCCCCCCCUGCCGCCCCCCAGCCGCGGGGCCCCGGGGAGCCGCCGCAGCCCUCGCCGCCCCCUCCCCAGCCGCAGCCCCCCCCGCCCAGCCCGCCCCCCGCCUCCCCCGCCCCUCCCCCCCCCCCCCCCCCGCCCCCGCCCCCCCCCCCCCCGCCCCCAGCCCCCCCCGGCCCCGCCGGGCCCCCGGCCCCCGGGGCAGCCAGCUGGGCCGGGGGGCCGCCCGCGGCCGCGGUUCCCGGCCUGCGCUCGCCUCCCGCCCCGGGCCCCUGGCCCCAGCCCCCCCCCCGGCCCCCCCUCCCCGCCCCCCCCCCUCCCCCUGCCAGCCCCGGCCCCCCCCCCCGCCCCGGGCAGAGGCCGGCUGAGAGGCCGGGCAGCCGAGGGGGAGGCUGGGCAGGGCCCUGCCGCCCGGCCCCCCCCAGCCCCCCUCGCCCCCCGCCCCCCCCCCCCCCGGUCCCCCCCGCCCCCCCGCCGCCCAGUCCGCCCCCCCCCCCCCCUCCCCCGCCGCCCAGCCCCCCUCCCCCGGCCCCCCCGCCCGCCUCCCCCCGCCCCCCCCCCCGCCCCCCCCCCCCGCCCCCCCCCCCGCCCCCCCCCCCCGCUCCCGGCCCCCUCCCCCCCCCAGCUCCCCCCCCUCCCCAGCCCUCCCCCCCCCAGCCGCCCCCGCCCGCCCAGCCGCCCCCCCGCGCCCGGCCUCGCCCGCCCCUCCCGCCUCCCCCGCCCCCCCCGCCCCCCCCACCCCCUCCCCCAGGCCCCCCCCAGCCAGCCCCCAGCCGGCCUCCCCGCCCCGUGCGCCGCGGCCGGGCACUGCGGCACCACGGCCCGGAUCCGGACCCGGGACGGCCCCCGGCCCGGCCUCGCGCCGCCCCGCCGGAUGGAUAG
This is a messenger RNA of Mauremys reevesii (Reeves's turtle), 1602 nucleotides long. RefSeq names its product basic proline-rich protein-like. The record is from RefSeq and is a predicted model, not a curated record. Lineage: Eukaryota; Metazoa; Chordata; Testudines; Geoemydidae.